Molecule: messenger RNA, 843 nt
Organism: Cylicostephanus goldi
Lineage: Eukaryota; Metazoa; Nematoda; Chromadorea; Rhabditida; Strongylidae
Source: the annotation of a GenBank genome assembly
AUGGACCAGCCACUCAAUCUCAGGCAGCUUAUCGACAAACCAGCAUGCCCUGCACUGUUUCCUUUCACACUACGUCAUGUAUGUCUCACCGGUAUCGUUCUUUCUGCUCCUGUGAUGGAUGCUCUUAUGACCCUUACCAAUCUUCGCCAUUUGGAGUUGAUGGGUAGUGUCAUCGAUACACAGCUAGCAGCUAGAUACAUCGAUAGACUUGCUGAAAUGCCAAAUUUGGACGAACUUAGCGUGCCGCCAUCGAUGUUCUCCUUCUCAGUCAAAGAUGAGACCAAUCCGCCUCCAAAUAUGAGGAAACUCCAUCUAUCGAAAAUUUCCAUCUAUAUGGAUUGCUUCGAAGAAAACACGUUCUUUGAUGCCUUGGAGACAAUUAUGCCAAAAAAGCUGGAAUCUCUUACUUUAUAUGGAAAUUACUACCAGCUUAAAAGAUCGAAGAAGUACGCGCAAUGGCGAAAAUUUGAUAUAUUAUUUGGCUCCAUGACACCACAAGUACGCACACCGUGGUGGUUGAAAGAUGAUAGUAUACUUAUGUCACAUCUUGUGCGCUGCCAGCCAUAUAAAAUCUCUGAUGAUUUUCGACCCGUGAGGAGUACGGCUACAUCAUGGCGUUUCGACCAAAACACUUUGGAAAACGAGGAAACAAGGGUGGAAAGACAGCCAACCAUAAAUCGUUUCUUGCGCUUUGUAAGACCAGAAAAUGCUCCGCUGGCAAUUGCUCCAGCUCCAAGAGUAUUGCCCGAGGUAGGUCAAGUGCAUCAUUACACCCUUAUGCGUCCAACGUCGCAAAGGUUUGACAGCACUCUGAAAUAUUUCCGGAAAUUUUUGAGAAUAUAA